Molecule: messenger RNA, 804 nt
Organism: Meloidogyne enterolobii
Lineage: Eukaryota; Metazoa; Nematoda; Chromadorea; Rhabditida; Meloidogynidae
Source: the annotation of a GenBank genome assembly
UUUUUGAGAUAUUCCCAUGUUUAUUUAAUUUGUAAAGGUGUUGUUGUUACAACAACAACUACCCCAACAGCCGUUGCUUCUUCAGCAGCUUCUUCUUCUAAUUCCAUUGCCUCCUCUUCGGGUAUUGUUUUGAUGAAUUCUCCAUCAAUGAAUGCCUCAAAUAAUUCCAUUACUGCUGUUUCCUCAUCUUCAAAUUCUUCAAUUAUUGGCCCAUCAGGACCCUGGCACUCUAAAAUUUCAACAACAAUUAAAAACUCCAUUUUGGGAACUCCUCGUUUUCACAGAAAAUCUGUUGGAGGAAGUAGUAAUAAUACAAAUAAUGGAUAUAAUGCUGGUAGUAAUGAAUCUGAUACAGAAUGCAAUGGAGGUGUUUCUUCAACAAAUUUGUCUGACUCAACAUCUGAUCUCGUCAAAAAAUCAUUUUUCGGUUCAUUAUCGAUGAGUGGAGCAGAUAGAGACGAUACUCCCUGUAUUCCUGUUCAAAACAAAACUUUGCCAGAAAUUAAAGCUGAAUUAAUACGGCUAUUUUUAACAAUUCACGAACUUAGCCAUUCUGUUGUCGGCCAAAAUUCGUUUAGAGUUGAAUACAAACGUUUGCCUUAUUUAGGAUUUUCUAGGGGUGUAAAAUUUCAAGUGGAUAUUCUAACACCUCCAAAUCAACGAAGAGACUCUCAAAACUCGAUUAAUUGUUCUGAAAUAACUGAUUUUUAUGUUGUUCAGUUUACUUUGAUUUCCGGACCUCUUCGAAGAUUCCGUCGAUUAUUCGAACAUUUUUCGACUGUUCUCCAAAGUUCACAAAGGUAG